UCGGGCACACACCCUGCCCGCCUGCUGCUGCCGCCGGCCGGGCAGGGAGAGGCCGGGGCAGCUGGGGGGACGGUGACGGCCGCCUACGCCCAGGCCAGCCGGCACCCGGGCCCAGGCUCCCACCAAGUGCCCUGAGGCCACCGGGCCUCCGACACAGGUGGCAGGCAUGGAGGAGAUGACCAUCUGGGAGCAGCACACGGCCACCAUCUACAAGGACCCCCGCCGGGGCUUCGGCAUCGCCGUGUCCGGGGGCCGGGACCGGCCCAGUGGCUCCGUUGUGGUGUCCGAUGUGGUGCCCGGAGGCCCGGCCGAGGGCCGGCUCCAGACGGGCGACCGCAUCGUCAUGGUGAACGGCGUCUCCAUGGAGAGCGUCCCCUCCACCUUCGCCAUCCAGAUGCUGAAGACUUGCAACAAGCUGGCCAACGUGACAGUGAAGCGGCCCCGGAGGGUCCAGCUGCCGGCCACAGGGGCCACCCCGUCUGGCCCGGGCGGCCUGGACUCGGACUCGGACGAUGGGCGGCGGCGGCUGGAGGAGGCUGACCACGGCCGCGGGUACGAGGGCGACUCGUCCAGCGGCUCCGGCCGCUCGUGGGGCGAGCGCUCCCGCCGGGCCCGGGCAGGUCGCAGGAGCCCCGGAGGCGGCUCCGAGGCCAACGGGCUGGCCCUGGUGUCCGGCUUCAAGCGGCUCCCUCGGCAGGACGUGCGCAUGCGGCCGGUGAAGUCGGUGCUGGUGCGGCGGCGGGACAGCGAGGAGUUCGGGGUGAAGCUGGGCAGCCAGAUCUUCAUCAAGCACAUCGAGGACGCGGGCCUGGCCGCCCAGAGCAGGGGGCUCCAGGAGGGCGACCUGGUCCUGCAGAUCAACGGCGUGUCCCUCCAGAACCUGUCGCUGAGCGACACGCGGCGUCUCGUGGAGAAGUCGGACGGGAAGCUGACACUGCUGGUGCUGCGCGACCACAGGCGGUUCCUGGUCAACAUCCCGCCGGCCGUCAGCGACAGCGACAGCGACAGCCACAGCUCCCUGCUGGAGGACAUCUCGGACCUGGCCUCGGAGUUGUCGCAGGCGCCACCGUCGCAUAUCCCUCCACCUCCCCGGCACCGGCGGCAGAGCCCAGAGGCCAGCCCGGCCGGCUCCCCGGGGGAGCGGGGAAGCCCGCGGAACUCCGGGACCGCCUCGGAGCCCGACUCGCCCCGCGGCAGCAGCUACGACGUCUACAGGGCACCCAGCGAGCCGAGCGUGGACGACCGCGGGUACAGCCCGGACUCCCGGGUCGUCCGCUUCCCCAAGGGUGCGAGCAUCGGGCUGAAGCUGGCCGGGGGCAAUGACGUGGGCAUCUUCGUGUCCGGGGUGCAGGCGGGCAGCCCGGCCGAUGGCCAGGGCAUCCAGGAGGGCGACCAGAUCCUGCAGGUGAACGAGGUGCCCUUCCGGAACCUGACGCGAGAGGAGGCCGUGCAGUUCCUCCUGGCGCUGCCCCCGGGCGAGGAGAUGGAGCUGAUCACGCAGCGGAAGCAGGACAUCUUCCGGAAAAUGGUGCAGUCACGCGUGGGCGACUCCUUCUACAUCCGCACGCACUUCGAGCUGGAGCCCAGCCCCCCGUCCGGCCUGGGCUUCACGCGCGGCGACGUCUUCCAUGUGGUGGACACGCUGUACCCGAGCCCAGGGCACACGCGCGGCGGCUGCUGGCUGGCGGCGCGCAUGGGGCGGGACCUGCGCGAGCAGGAGCGAGGCAUCAUCCCCAACCAGAGCAGGGCCGAGCAGCUGGCCAGUCUGGAGGCGGCACAGCGCGCCGUGGGCGCCGGGCCCGGCUCGGCCGCAGCCUCCAACGCCCGGGCCGAGUUCUGGCGGCUGCGGGGCCUGCGCCGAGGAGCCAAGAGGACCACCCAGAGGAGCCGCGAGGACCUGUCCGCGCUGACCAGACAGGGCCAGUACCCGCCCUACGAGCGCGUGGUGCUGCGCGAAGCCAGCUUCAAGCGCCCGGUGGUGAUUCUGGGCCCCGUGGCGGACAUCGCCAUGCACAAGCUGGCGGCGGAGAUGCCCGAGCAGUUUGAAAUCGCCGAUAGCGUGCUGAGGACCGACAGCCCCUCCAAGGUCAUCAAGCUGGACACCGUACGGGUCAUCGCCGAGAGGGACAAGCACGCGCUGCUGGACGUGACGCCCUCGGCCAUCGAGCGGCUCAACUACGUGCAGUACUACCCCAUCGUGGUCUUCUGCGCCCCCGAGAGCCGGGCGUCCCUCAAGGCCCUGCGGGAGUGGCUGGCGCCCGGCUCGCGCCGCAGCAGCCGCCGCCUCUACGCGCAGGCGCAGAAGCUGAGGAAGCAGGACAGCCACCUGUUCACCGCCACCGUCCGCCUGCACGGCGCGGGCGAGAGCUGGUACCAGGAGCUGAAGGCCGCCAUCCGAGAGCAGCAGGCGCGGCCCAUCUGGACGGCCGAGGACCAGCUGGACGGCUCGGAGGAGAACCUGGACCUCCCCCACCGCGGCCUGGCCGACAGCUCCGCCGACCUCAGCUGCGACAGCCGGGUCAACAGCGACUACGAGGAGACGGACGGCGAGGGCUACACGGACGGCGAGGGCGUGGACGGCGACGAGGGGCCCCCUGCUCCGGCCCUGGCCCGGUCCUCGGAGCCCGUGCAGGAGGAUGAAGCGCAGAGCCCGAGGCAUCAUGGGAGAAUCCCGGCUCCGUGGGAGGCGCAGGUGGACAGCCCCCGCCCCCAGGCCCAGUGGCGACAGGACAGCAUGAGGACCUACGAACGGGAGGCCCUGAGGAGGAAGUUCACGCGCGCCAGGGACGCGGAAUCCUCGGACGAGGAGGCCUACAGCUGGGGACCGGCCACGGACCUGUGACCCCGCCCCCGCCCCGCGCCCCCCAGGACCGCGCAUAAACAGCAUUUCCGGG
Molecule: messenger RNA, 2894 nt
Organism: Lepus europaeus (European hare)
Lineage: Eukaryota; Metazoa; Chordata; Mammalia; Lagomorpha; Leporidae
Gene: TJP3
Product: tight junction protein 3
Exons: 21
Coding region: 167-2842 (891 amino acids)
Biological process (GO): establishment of endothelial intestinal barrier; protein localization to cell-cell junction; positive regulation of blood-brain barrier permeability
Cellular component (GO): bicellular tight junction; plasma membrane
Molecular function (GO): cell adhesion molecule binding
Source: RefSeq, a predicted model, not a curated record